GUCCGUCCGUUGCACACCCCUAAUCUCAAGUACUGUCAAAAUUCUUGACUUCUCUCGAAAUCAUUUCCCCUGACUAAAUCAGAUUUCCUCCCCUCUCAGAUUCUUCAAUAGGGUUCACGUAAUUCUCCAUUUUCCUAAUGGAUUGGCAAGGACAAAAACUCUCAGAGCAACUGAUGCAGAUAAUGCUCGUUGCUUCUGCUCUUAUUGCUUUCUCUGUUGGUUAUGUGAUUGGUUCUUUUAGGUUGAUGCUGUUGAUUUACCUUGGAGGUGUCGUUCUUACUACUUUGAUUACUAUUCCUAAUUGGCCUUUCUUUAAUCGUCAUCCACUUAAAUGGUUGGAUUCGGACGAAGCUGAACGUAACUCUACACCACCGGAGACUGUUGUUCAGAAGAAAAAGACUUCGAAAGCUCAUCAGAAGUAGGUUUUAUAAGCAUUUGCUUGAUUUGGAUUUUAGAGUUUUGGAAGAAAAGUAUGUUAAAUUGUUGGAAUUCUGUUUCGGUGUAGUUGUUGCUUAUACUUUGGUCAUAUCAAGAAAACUUAGAAGAAAAUUAAGGGAAAUUUAUCUUUACUAAUUGAUUCUUAUUUCACCCAUUGCUUUAGC
Papaver somniferum (opium poppy) is the source of this 602-nucleotide messenger RNA. RefSeq names its product probable signal peptidase complex subunit 1. The transcript is spliced from 2 exons. The record is from RefSeq and is a predicted model, not a curated record. The coding region runs from base 138 to 422 and encodes 94 amino acids. Lineage: Eukaryota; Viridiplantae; Streptophyta; Magnoliopsida; Ranunculales; Papaveraceae. Gene Ontology annotation, cellular component: endoplasmic reticulum membrane; signal peptidase complex. Gene Ontology annotation, biological process: protein targeting to ER.